AAACUCAACCCGGCUGUUAAGCUUUAUCGUAGUAUAAGGUCCAAGAUGACUUCCAAAAACGAUACGAGGUCGAAGAUAGAGGACAUCACUAAAAGAUUAGAAGACAUUGAGAACCGAAAGAAUGUCCUGAAUUUGAAAGAGAAUGGUGAAGGGAAUAUUGGGUCAGGGUCCAAGACGAGAAGAGGAGGGCGGGAAACGACUUCUUUGGUCUACAAAUCUGAAGUUUAUGGCAGAGAACGAGAUCAAGAGGCUAUAGUUGAGGAGUUGUUGAGGGAUGGAGCUAGUGUUGACAAUGUCUCUGUCAUUCCCAUUGUGGGCAUGGGUGGUAUUGGUAAGACAACUCUCGCUCAGCUCGUCUAUAAUGAUGAACGUGUGAAGGGUCAUUUUGGUGUCAAGGCAUGGGUUUGUGUUUCUGAUGAUUUUCAGGCCUAUGUUCAUAGAGUGACCAAGGCAAUUCUCGAGGGUGUCACUUUAAGAACUCAUGACUCCGAGUCUUUGGAUAUGCUUCAACAGAAUUUGAAGGAGAACUUGUCAAGAAAGAAAUUUCUUUUUGUUUUGGACGAUGUUUGGAAUGAGAAGUAUGGAGACUGGGAGGUCCUAAAACGUCCUUUUAAUGUUGGGGCACCUGGGAGCAAAAUUAUUGUCACAACUCGCAGUGAAAUCGUUGCAUCAACCAUGACUCUGUCUCAGCCGGCUUACCUUCUAAAAGGGCUGUCGAACGAUGAAUGUCUGUCUUUAUUUGCUCAUCAUGCACUCGAGAAAGAAAACUUUGAUGCAGAUCCCUAUCUAAAAGGAAUUGGUGAGGAAAUAGUGAAUAAAUGUAAAGGCUUGCCUUUGGCAGUAAAAACACUUGCAGGCCUCUUGCGCACUAAACGGCACCAAAAUGAGUGGGUAGAUAUAUUGAAUAGCAGGAUAUGGAUUCUACCCGAAGAAAGUGAUAUACUUCCAGCUCUUAAAUUGAGCUAUCAUUAUCUUCCAUCUCAUUUGAAGCAAUGUUUUGCCUAUUGUGCAACAUUUCCAAAAGACUAUGAAUUUGACAAAGAUGAACUAGUUCUGUUGUGGAUGGGGGUGGGUCUGUUGCAGCUAUCAAAAGAAAAGGAUCUAAUGAAAGAUUUUGGCUACAAGUGUUUUGAUGAUCUUCUAUCAAGAUCAUUUUUCCAACAAUCUAGUGGUAGUAAAUCACGGUUUGUGAUGCAUGACCUUCUAAAUGAUCUAGCUCUACACGUCACUGGGGAUAUAUGUUUUAUGCUGAAUAAGUUGGAAGGUAAUGAGCAAUUUGAAAUUCCUAAACGAACUCGGCAUUUGUCAUUUAUUCGUCAAAAAUUUGAAGUCUUUCAAAAGUUCAAGCCUCUUUGUAAAGUUCAGCAGUUGCGAACUCUGUUAGCAUUACCAAUUCAGACAUAUGCUUCAGAAGAACGUUACUUAGCAAAAAAGGUUUUGUUUGAUUUAUUGCCGAAAUUGCAAUGCUUAAGGGUGCUAUCUUUUUCUGGUUAUUCUAUAACUGAGCUACCGGACUCAAUUGGCCUUUUGAAACAUCUCAGGUAUCUUAAUUUAUCUAGGACUUCAAUCAGAUCAUUACCUGAAUCAGUGAGUACUCUCUACAAUUUACAAACAUUGUUAUUGCGCAGUUGCAAAAAUCUUUGUAUGUUUCCUCCAAACACUGAGAAUUUAACUAAUCUGCGUCAUCUUGACAUUGUUGAUACUGUGGAAUUACGAGAGAUGUCCUCAGGUAUUGGUAAGCUAGAGAAUUUGCAAACACUGUCAAAGUUUGUUGUGGGCUGCAAAAAUAAUGGGGCAAGAGUGAAAGAGUUGGGGAAUCUGAGCCUUUUACGUGGGAAUAUUUCUAUUGAAGAGUUGCAAAACAUAACAGAUGUUCGGGAUGCAAAUGAGGCAAAUUUAAGGAAUAAGGAGUGCCUUAAUGAAGUAGAUUUGGCAUGGUGCAGUGAGUUUAACGAUUCUCGAAAUGAAGAACUUGAAUUGGAUGUGCUUGACAAGCUGCAACCUCACAUAAACUUGAAAAGGCUCAAAGUUAAGUUCUAUGGGGGCACGGAAUUUCCAAGUUGGAUAGGCAAUCCAUCCUUUUCUGAAAUGGUGAACCUGAGUCUUAUAGGCUGUAGAAAAUGCAGAUCUUUAGCACCACUCGAGAAACUACCCAACCUCAAAGAGUUAUACAUUGAAGGCAUGCUUGAAGUAGAAAUUUUGGGGGAUGUUCUUCCUUUUCCAUCACUGGAGACUCUAAAAUUUGUAGACAUGCCUGCAUGGAAAGAUUGGAUUGUUGUUGAAGAAGCUCGAAGACAAUUCCCUUGCCUUCGUGAGCUCAGUAUACUUGGUUGUCCGAAUUUGAUUAGGAUUUCCCAUUUAAGGCUUCCCUCUCUUCAAACAUUAUACUUGGAAGAGUGUGAGGAGGUGGUGCUAAAAAGUAUUGUUGGUGUGACCUCGCUAACUAGCUUGGAAGUUGUGAAUAUUAGAGGGCUAUCUCAGCUUGAGGAAGCAUUGGUGCUGUCUUUGGUAGCACUCGAAAGUCUUGUGUUCAAAAAAUGCAACCAACUGGUGGCUUUGUGGCAAAAUGGUGGAGGGGUUGCACAGAAAAAUAAUCUUGUCCGUUUACAGAGACUGAGAGUCGAGUCGUGCCCCCAACUUGUUUCCUUUGGAGAAGAUCAAUUAGAUGAUGAAGGGUUGCCUUGCAUUAAUCUUCAGGAACUGAAGAUAACAGCUUGUGUGAAACUUGAGAAGUUGCCAAAUGACCUGAAUAAGCUCACCUCUCUCACAUGUUUAGAGAUUAGUUGGUGUUCAAAACUUUUGUGGUUUCCGAGGACGGGUGUCCCGCCCUCGCUUAGAAGACUUGAGAUAGGCAAUUGUGAUGCCUUGGAGUCCCUCCCUGAAGGCAUCUCUGGUGUUGAACACUUGGAAAUCCGUGAUUGUCCAUCAUUGAGGAGUUGGCCAACCGAAAAUAUGUUACCCACCCCUCUUAAGUAUCUUCAUAUUGCUGACUGCGUGAAUUUGGAGUACUGGGUUUCGGGGACGACCAUGCAGCAGCAGCAACAGGAGGACUUUAACAUAGAUAUUAUGUCAUCACUUGAGAUAUUCAUCUCGAAUUGGCCAAAAGUUGGAAUGUUACUUGGGGGUUGCAUAAAGAAUACUAAUAGUUUUGCUCAUCUCCGUGAUCUGAAUAUAUGGUAUUGCGAUGGUCUGGAGUCCUUGUCAUUUCCAGAAAGAGGCUUACCCAACCUCAGAUCACUUGCAGUCUGGAAUUGCUUGAAUCUGAAAUCCUUAGUUACCACCAACCAGAUUCUUCAAAACCUCGAAUCCCUACGUAUAUGGAGAUGUCCAAGUCUGGAGGCCUUUCCGGAAACAGGCUGCUGCUUGUCCACCCCCAACUUGAGAUCGAUUCAGAUCAGCGGCUGCCAUGAUCUGAGAUGGUUGCCAAUUGAUCAGAUUCAAAGCCUCGCAUCACUUGAAACCAUUGAAAUAUGUGAUUGUCCAUGUCUUGAGUCCUUUACUCAAGGCAAUGGGAAUGGGAAUUUGCCCCCCAACCUAACUAAGCUUACUAUUAUUGGUUGCGGGAAAGUACUGAAGCCCUUGUUAGAAUGGGGUCUACACAGACUCACCUCUCUUCGAGUAUUUCAAAUUAAAGGUGGAUAUCCAGACCUGGUCUCUUUUCCUCCUGAUGUUGAUGACAAUGAUGAGUACUCUCUAUUUCCUACAUCUCUAACCAAAUUACACAUCCAAGACCUGCCGAAUCUGAAAUCCAUAUCAUUGAAGGGCCUCCAAAAUCAUACCUCUUUUCAAAAUCUAGGCAUCCAUGACUGCCCGAAUCUGAAAUCCAUAUCAUCAUCAUCCGAGGGCAGUGGCAGUGGCAGUGGCAGUGGCAGUGGCAGUGGCAGUGGCCUCCAAAAUCUCACCUCUCUUAAACGUCUAUUGAUCCGUAAGUGCCCUAAGCUUCGAUCCUUGCCAAAGGAGGGUCUGCCUUCCACACUUCAAUGUUUAGAAAUCAAGGAAUGUCCAGUUCUUGAAAAACAGUGCGAGGAAAAUAAAGGCGAUUACUGGCCCAACAUUGCCCACAUUCCCUACGUCAGAAUGCAUGCCAAUUACCUCUACCUCUCUUAAAGCUGAUAUUGAACCCCUACUAUAUUCUUCUGUCAAGAUUCAAGAUGUUAAAGUCCUACAGAAUGGCCAAACCCGAGAACAGUUCUUAUACAUGAUGAAAUGUCAAAAUGUGUGCCAAUCUAGGAUGGUUUAGCUGUUCAUCUUGAGAUUGGCAUUGGGGCUUGCAUUUCUCAGACUGCAAAAUCCAAGAGUAACCUUCUCUUCAUCAACCUUCGCGUUUCCAUUUCCGUGGUGAAUAACUUCCUGCAAAUCUGUAACGUUGUAAAAAUGGUGUCCAUGUCAUGGAGGUGGUGGAAUUCUGUGAUUUAGUCGUGUCCAGGAAGGCUGACUGUGUACACUUUAUGGAUGUUUGAAGGAGGAAUUAUGGAGUUGUAUUUGUUUCUUGUGAAUUUGGGAGUUGUAUGUGUUGCUUGUGAACUUAGGAGCUGUAUGCUUUAUAAGAGUUGAUAUUGACUUGAUUGAUCAUAUGUGGUGUAAUUUGCAUCUUAGUGUUAAAACCUCCUUUGCAUUUCUGAA
Cornus florida is the source of this 4623-nucleotide messenger RNA. RefSeq names its product putative disease resistance RPP13-like protein 1. The transcript is spliced from 3 exons. The record is from RefSeq and is a predicted model, not a curated record. Lineage: Eukaryota; Viridiplantae; Streptophyta; Magnoliopsida; Cornales; Cornaceae. Gene Ontology annotation, biological process: defense response to other organism. Gene Ontology annotation, molecular function: ADP binding. Bases 46 to 4107 code for a protein of 1353 amino acids.